Messenger RNA from Drosophila miranda, 862 nucleotides. RefSeq names its product salivary glue protein Sgs-3-like. NCBI's taxonomy places the organism in Eukaryota, Metazoa, Arthropoda, Insecta, Diptera, Drosophilidae. The record is from RefSeq and is a predicted model, not a curated record. Bases 87 to 641 code for a protein of 184 amino acids. The transcript is spliced from 2 exons.
AGGUACCUAUAAAAGGGGAAGACUCCACCAAGGAAAGCAUCAGUUCGUGGCAUCUCCUCACCCGACAAGUCAAUUUAAACACUAGAAUGAAGCUGACCAUUGCCAUCAUCGCGAGCAUCCUGCUCAUCAGCUUGGCCGAUCUUGCCACUGGCUCGUCGUGUGGAUGCACGGCAACAACAACAACACCAAAGCCAUGCACGACAACAACAACGCAAUGCACGACAACAACAACGCCAUGCACGACAACAACAACGCCAUGCACGACAACAACAACGCCAUGCACGACAACAACGCCCAAGCCAACAACCACUCCCAAGCCAACAACAACUCCCAAGCCAACAACAACUCCAAAGCCAACAACCACUCCCAAGCCAACAACUCCCAAGCCAUCAACCACAAAGCGUACUACGAAAGCCACCAGGCCUACGAAAACAACCACUCGCAGGACUACAGAAGCCACCAAGCCGACAACAACCACCAAGAAGCCACCGCAUUCAUGCGGCUCCUGCGGUCCCGGUGGUGAUGCCUGCCAGGGAUGCCCAUCCCAGGAGAAGCUCUGCCAGGAACUGAUCAACACUGUGCGCAUCCUUGAGCGCAAGAUCCGCCAGUGCGUGUGCGGUCAAAAGGACUGGACGUUGUAAGGUGGAUCAGCCUUACACCCUACUCCCGGUUGUGAUGUGUGAUUUGUGAUUCGAUCCCUGCCAGGCCUUUGGCGGGGACGGCGCUCGCCCUGGACUAUGAUUUCGACCCAAUUGUUAUGUUUUCAUCAAUUCAUGUUGUUAAAGUUGACUUUUUAUAGAUAAUAUACCCGUGCGGAAAGCUGUCUUCGGUCGCCUUCCAAUCGUUCAUCCUGUUGCAAAUA